AUGGCCACUGUUACCACCGUCCGCGACGUCCUGUACCGCUACACCUUUGCCCAUGCCGUAUACGAGCGCUUGAUCAGCGAUUGCGGCUGCCACCCGCAGGUGGCACGGAACGCCAUGGCGCUCCUGCUCUGUUUCGAUCGGGCCACCAACCAGGUUAUCUCCCGCAUGCAGAGCAUGAGCACCACCUGCCUAGGCCACCUGGUCACCGAGGCCAGCUGCGUCAUCCGCUGCCUUAAAAUGAGGAACCUCCUCGCCGGCCCGCCGACCCCGCUUCUCUCCGCGCUCUGCCAGGACAGCCGCAUGGACGACCCCCUCUUCUUCCCCGUCAACCGGGACUUCAUCGUGCGCGGCAUCACCGACCUCCUCGACGGCGUGUGCACACUCAUUUUCGACGAUCGCCUCUAUCACCUGCUGCGCCGCCAUCAGACUGGCCUUGUCGGCCGCAACCCAGAGCUCGAAGCGCCCUACGCCGGCGUGAUCGCCACCGUGCCGGAGGACUGCCGCUCCAUGUUCGUUACAUUCUCUGUGGGUCAGGCAGUUGAACGAGAAGAGAUCUUUAGCUACUUCAGGGAGACCUGGGGUGACUGCAUUGUCCGCGUUCUCAUGGAGAAGACCACUGGUGGCGCACAGCCAAUGUACGGCCGCGUCAUCUUCAAGAGGAGAGCGUUCGUGAGCCUGCUACUCAACGGCGUCGAACAUGCCUCGAUCUUCAUACGGGGGCGUGAGAUCUGGCUCCGCGAGUACAUCCCGCGCAACAGCAGGAACAACUGA
This is a messenger RNA of Miscanthus lutarioriparius, 771 nucleotides long. The record is from the annotation of a GenBank genome assembly. NCBI's taxonomy places the organism in Eukaryota, Viridiplantae, Streptophyta, Magnoliopsida, Poales, Poaceae.